UCGUUACACUAAUAACGAAGUUAUCGUCAUCAACUGCAGAGGCGCUGGUGGCUCAAGUAGCGCGAUUAUACGAAAGUGUUAACAUGUUUCCACUCUUGUAUUUUAUUUAUCGUGAAUAUUCUCGUCAGAUUCUCGUGUGUAAAUAAUCUGUUAAAUCUGUUUGCUGGUGUUUUGUUGUGUUUUUGCUGUUUUCUUGUUUUUUUCUUCUGUUUAAAAAGUAAAAGAUGAGUUCCGUGGUCUGAAGAAAUUGGAAGAAAUAAAUUAUUUUUGAAGUGAUUCUAGAAUUGUCGCAAUGCGGGGAAAGUGCAUUGUAAGAAAUUGUACUAAAGGUGCUCGCAAUCCUGGGCACACACUGCCAAACGAUUUAAAUAGGGUGAAGCGAUGGCUCGAAGUCGUAAACAAUCCAUCUCUGGACAAUCUUCCUCUUGAUGUACUUCGUAAACAGUAUGUCAUUUGUUCCAAACAUUUCGCUGAAGAGGAUUUUAUUGAAUUUAAGAGUAAAUUCAAAAGAUUAAAAGAUUCUGCGAUACCAACACUACAUUUACCUAUUCUUGAAGAACAGGAAAGUGUUGAGAUGGCUUGUGAUCCCGAAGGUGAAAAUUUGGAACCUUCCAAUGAAGAUUUAAAUGAAAACAGCUACUUAUGUUUAGCGACUACGUUAUUUGAAGUAUCACCAAAGGAAAAAAAUAUUUUCGAAAAUCCAGUUCCAGUGACUGUAUCUCCGGCUUUUUCCCAUUCUUUAAAUAUCAGCAGCAGUCAAAAUCAGAAUGAAGUACGGAAAUCAGUAUCUAUGUGUACACCACCAUCGAAUUUAAAUUCAACUUUGGCUGUAAAUGAAGAUCUGGCGAGCAAUGAACCAAACCAUUUUGGUGCUACUUCAACAACCAGAAAAGUUCCAAAAGUAGUAAAGUCUAAACGAAAACGCAUGUUUCUAGGGAAAAAAAAGAAUGUUGUGUUAACGCCUGUUGCGCAGAAUAUUCAUAACAUCUCUAGAGACAUCCGACGAAAACAUUUUCGUGCUGUCUUAAAAUUAAAAAGCACUACACGUAAACUAAAGGAAGCUAAGGAAGAGUUGCCAUCUAGUGCUAAGAAAUUAACAUCAACGCAGCUGGAAUUUUUACAGAUGCAGCUGGAUAAUGCUGGAAAGGAUGAAAAACAUCGAAAAUACAGCGAAGAGCAGAAAACAAUGUGUAGUGCAAUUUUGAAGAUAUCUAAGAAGUGCUACACUUUCCUUAGAUCUAUUUUCAUAAUGCCAUCUGCCAGAACCUUAAGAAGACAUUUAAAUAAGGUUCAUCUUCAUACUGGCAUAAAUAAAAAUGUUUUUAAAGAAGUUGAACAAUCAGUUAUGCAAAUGUCUGAUGACCGGGAGAAAGUUAUGGCAUUACUUUGGGACGAAUUCAGCGUACAGCCUUUUGUCCAUUACGAUCACAAGCAGGACAAGUUAAUUGGUUUUGAGGACUUUGGGGACAAGAGAACCAGCAAAUUUGCAGACCACAUUUUAGUUUUUAUGGUACGUGGUGUGAAAAGUGGUACUAAGAUGCCAAUUUCCUAUUACCAUGUUAACUCUGGUACUAAAUGGGAACAGUUAACAAAAUGCAUUAAAGAAAAUGUCAGAGCUGUUUCUCAAACCGAAUUAAAUAUAAUCCUGCUAAUUUGUGAUCAAGGAGCCGCUAAUCGCAAAGCUUUGAAGGAACUAAGAAAUCAGCACGAAACGAAAUGUUUAAAAAAAGGUGUUGAUCCAGGUCGCCCAGUGGAGUUAACUUUAGAAAACAGUAAAAUGUGUUUUAUGUUUGACCCUCCUCAUGUCGCAAAAAGCGACAGAAAUAAUUUGCUGGAUAAAAAUUUAGAGGUAGACUUCAAAGACUCAGAAAGAGACACAACUGUAUCCAGAAAAUUUAUUUCCUGGAAAACUUUUGAGGUGGCGUAUGAAAUGGACAGGAAUUCGGACAGUAUGGACAGAUUUCUCCCUAAACUAACCGACGAACACAUUAAUCCGAAAUUAAUAAAGAAGAUGAAAGUUUCAUAUGCCGUCAACGUCUUGAGCCAAUCAAUGUCCUCUUUUAUUAAUCUCUGUUUGCUGAAAAAAGCAAUUGUAAAUACAUCCACCGGUACUUUAGAGAUGAAAGAAGAAGACAGACAUGCUGCAAAUUAUGCACUGUUUAGAGACCAACUUUUUGACUCUGUGAACGGACAAGAGUUAAACCCAGAAAAGCCACUGAGAGGUGUACUAACUGACGAUAGCGUCCACAUUCAAUUUUGGAAUACAGCGAAACAAACGCUAAAAAAUAUGCGAUAUGUAGACAUGACAUCCAAAAAACCAUUACCGAAUCCUCCAUGCUUAAAUGCAUGGCCGAAAAUCUUGGACGCAUUGGAGAUAGUUUGGGCGAGAGUGAAAAAUCUUGGCUUCGAGUAUUUGAAGCUGGGACUAUUAAAUCAGGAUGCACUGGAAAAUUUUUUUGGAUGCAUGCGAAAUCACAGUGGUCGUUUUGUAAAGUUAAAUUGCUAUCAAGCAGAUGGCGUAUUUAAAACUUUACUAAUUAAUAAUUUAAUUUCUUACCAUUCUGUGGGGUCAAAUUGUCUGCCAGAUUACGGGAAAGGUCUUUUUGCUUUGCAAAGCCUUAUUUUCAGCAGCGAAAAAGAAAUUGAGGAAAUUAAUGAGGGUUUAUUUGAAAAUGAUGAACCACGUCACAAUCCUAAAAGAGCGACGAACAGAAGACAUUGCUUCUCUUUUCAAAUUAACAAGAAAGUAGCGCUUACUUUCGCAAAACAAUUACUCUCCAAGCAUUGCCCUUCGGAUUGUGCUGAAUGCCAAAAGAGUUUUUUCGAAACAGUAGAAGGAGAUGUUCUGACGAACACCGCUAUGAACUAUUUUGAAAGAGGUUUCAUCCAAGCAACUUCAACAUGCUUCCGGGAAUUACCAUUGAUGUGCUUCCAGCGAGAAGUAUCCUAUAAAUUAAAAAACGUGCUGCUACGAAAAAUUGACUUCGAAUGGGUGACAUGCAAGAACCAUCGAGAUGUAAUCAGCAACAAAUUUCUGCUGAUGAUUAUCAAUCACUGCAUCAAUAAAUGGUCUACUCAUUUAAAUCGCCUUUUAAAUGGAAGCGUAAUGCAUCAUACUGGCAGUACGGUGGAACAACAAGCACGUGAUCACUACAUUAGUUACCAUAAGAGAAGAUUAGGAACCAAUAAGCAGCGUGGCUAUGACGUUUAAAAUUGUCCCCGGUAUGUCUUCAGUCCGAACAAAUAGUGGACAUGGGUCCAUAUUUGUGGCGUUAGAACCCGAGAGUCACAAUCACAAAAAUAGUAAUCAAAACAUAAAAUUGAAUAGAAUAUUAACGUCGAAAAGUUUCUUGACACAGUUUCAACAAAUAGCACCGAUGAACUCGCAAAACACACAACUUCCGGUAUUGUCACGCAAAAUGGUUUUGACAAUACUUCAAAACACAAGGAAUUCAUCAAUCAAUCAAUUAAUAGUCCAUCGUCACAAGAAACUAAUGGUCAUCAGACUAAUGGUCAAAAGAAUUCCAUUUUUACUGAUCCAUUACAACCGAAAAAAUACAAGAGAAAUCAUAAUCAUCAUAUCUGGAAUAAAUUUAAAAGAAUUGUCGUUGUUCAACUCAAAUAGAAAUAGUUUUACGCCAAUUUCCAAAAAUGUUCAUAAUGGAGUAAAUCAUUCAGUCAAGCGGUAUAAUACAAGAAGUGAUCGCUUCCCAAAUAAUAAUAAAACUCAUCACAGCACCUCUCUGAAACAUAAUCAAAAAGGAAAAGUUGAUAGACUAUUGGCGGCCAGUAGUAAUGAUUGGCAAGUGUCAAAGGAUAUCCAUGCACCAUCUUUAACAGCCAUUUCUAAUGGAUAGUCCGUCACUCAUAACAAUCGGUCAGCUCCAAUAAAUGUAAAUUAUUUUACUAGUUUUCUUCCAAUUCUUCUUUAAAUUAGUUUAUUUUUUUUACAUUUUAGAAAAGAUAGUGGAAUAUUUAAUUACAAUUCAACUCCAAAUGCAUUUGGUGACCCCCAUCGCUUUGAAACGAUUUGUUCGCAUUUAUUGAAAACAUCGCAUCGUGGAUUAUGGUCAGUAUAUUAACAAAAAAUUGAAUUUUUUCAAAAUUAUUUGCACGUCCAAUGAAA
Messenger RNA from Leptopilina heterotoma, 4126 nucleotides. RefSeq lists its product as uncharacterized. The record is from RefSeq and is a predicted model, not a curated record. The transcript is spliced from 6 exons. NCBI's taxonomy places the organism in Eukaryota, Metazoa, Arthropoda, Insecta, Hymenoptera, Figitidae. The coding region runs from base 293 to 3211 and encodes 972 amino acids.